Messenger RNA from Physella acuta, 943 nucleotides. RefSeq names its product putative inhibitor of apoptosis. NCBI's taxonomy places the organism in Eukaryota, Metazoa, Mollusca, Gastropoda, Physidae. Gene Ontology annotation, biological process: regulation of cell cycle. The record is from RefSeq and is a predicted model, not a curated record. Gene Ontology annotation, cellular component: cytoplasm; nucleus.
AUGACAUUUAAAGAUUCUAUGACAAGACUAGCUUCAUUCCGUUAUGUAAAACAAGACAAUGUUUUUUUCUCAAAGUUAGCUGACGCUGGGUUCUAUUAUUCUAACACUGAAGUUAUAUGUCAUGGAUGUGGAAAUCGUAAGCCAAUAUCAAGCAUCGUUUCUGACCCAGAUGGCAGCGAUUACCAUUUGGAUGGCUGUUCUUUUAGUAGAACCGAUGCAGUAUCGACUCUAGUAACAGAACCAACACAAGUUGGGCCUGUGGACAACGAUUCCAGUGCUGAUCAUAGAGACUGUGGCGGUGCUUUUGCUAGACCAGAUGUCCGAGUGUACACUGUACCCAUGGGUCACCCAGCUAACCCGGCGUACAUCACGCUACAGAAGAGACUGGAGAGCUUCAGACAAUGGCCCGCAGACCACAUACAUAGCCCUGCGUCUUUAGCCAGAUCAGGAUUUUACUAUGCAGGUUAUUCCGAUUGUGUUCGAUGUUUUUACUGUGGACUUGGUCUCAAGUCAUGGAAACCAGGAGAUGACAUUGUAGAUCAGCAUCAAAAGUUUCGGCCCUCCUGUCAUUUUCUGUUACGUCAGACUGGUCAGCAGCAAUCUCAUGUUAUACAGAAAGAAUACACAAACAAUGCUAAAGUCACAUUGCUUAAGAAAGAGAACGAUGUCCUACGGAGCCAGUUGAAGUGUAAAGUGUGCAAUACGGCCAACAUCAAAGACCUGUUCCUGCCGUGUGGUGAUCUUUACGCUUGUGGCGACUGUUCUAAGUCUCUGACACAUUGUCCGGCCUGUAACAAACAGAUUCUGGCCACUGUCACGACGUUUUUUACAUAACUUUGCGACUAAUUUUACAAUAAAAAUGAGCAAUAUAGAAAUUAUUAGAAAAUAACAUAUUUGUAUGUUCAGUUAAUGUACAUUGAUAUAGAAUUGUCACUGAAUUUAA